This is a messenger RNA of Pundamilia nyererei, 1602 nucleotides long. Its product is annotated as PAB-dependent poly(A)-specific ribonuclease subunit PAN2-like. The annotation marks the transcript as partial. Gene Ontology annotation, molecular function: protein binding; poly(A)-specific ribonuclease activity. The record is from RefSeq and is a predicted model, not a curated record. Gene Ontology annotation, cellular component: P-body; PAN complex. The transcript has 11 exons. NCBI's taxonomy places the organism in Eukaryota, Metazoa, Chordata, Actinopteri, Cichliformes, Cichlidae. Gene Ontology annotation, biological process: nuclear-transcribed mRNA poly(A) tail shortening.
AUCCUCAUGACUGAUAACAUGCUGCUCAUGGGGGGAUUACAAAACUAUGUGGUUGAAAUUGACAUGAACACACUUCAAGAAACUCAAAAAUUCACAGUGGAGGCACCUGGAGUGACAAUAAUGCGUCAGACCAAUCGUUUCUUCGUCUUUGGGCACCCUUCUGGCAAAGUGACCCUUCGAGACUUGCGCACAUUUAGGACACAAAAGUUUGACGCAUUUCCUGGCGGCCUGUCAGACUUUGAUGUUCAUGGAAACCUUUUGGCUGUGAGUGGGUUCUCCAGCCGAGGGCUGAAUGAACGUUUCCUGAUGGUGUAUGACCUCCGCAUGAUGCGAGCUGCAACCUCCCUUUGGGUGCAUGUGGAUCCUUUCUUCGUGCGCUUCCUUCCUACCUACACGUCACGGCUCGCAACCAUCUCACAGACAGGUGAGUGUCAGUUCUGUGAGCCCACUGGCCUCGCCAGCAUGGUGGAUAUUUUCCAUGUCAACACAAACGGCCACUUUCUCACAAGUUUUGAGGUCUCAUCCAGCAAACAAGCCUUAGCCUUUGGAGAUUCGGGGGGAUGUGUGCGUCUCUGGUCUGAUACUCGGGACGUUAUGUUUAACGUCUACUCCAGAGAGCCCUGCGUUGUGGAUGCACAGCCUCAGCUGGCCUGGAAUCAUAACCUGCAGCCCUGCUCUCCCAUCCCCACUGCCCAGGCUACACCCAGCUCAAGGUGGGCUCCUGGGAUGGACCCAGAAAUCCCACAAACUAUUGAAACUGUUGGCUUCAACAGUUAUGUGGAAAAUCCUUCCGCCUGCCCCUGUAACCAGAUCCCUGCAAAUAAAGAAGGGUCACCUGGUUAUUACAACCACAUCCCUGAAUCUCCAACAGAGAGUGAUAAAGAGCCGCUCCUUCACACUGUUCCCGAAAAGUACAGAAAGGUGACAAUUAAAUACUCUAAACGUGGACGGGAAGAUUUUGACUUCAAACAUUACAACAGGACGUUGUUUGCUGGCCUGGAGCCGCAGAUUCCCAACGCCUACUGUAACUGCAUGAUCCAGGUGUUAUACUUCCUGGAGCCAGUUCGCUGCCUUGUUCAGAAUCAUUUGUGCCACAAGGAGUUUUGUUUGGCUUGUGAACUCGGCUUCCUCUUCCACAUGUUGGAUUUGUCACAAGGAGAUCCAUGUCAGGCCGGCAACUUCCUCAGAGCACUUCGAAACGUCCCUGAAGCCAAAGAGAUGGGCCUGAUCCUCUCAAACUGUGAGGAGACGACAGGAACAGUCGAGCUGGGUCGCUUAAUCCAGAGAUGGAAUCACUUCAUCCUCUACCAGCUCUUCCAGGAGACACAGGAGCAGGAGGAUCUACGGGCCUACAGGACGACCAGGAGCAGUUCUCUGGGCUCCUCUGGCGACUCUGUCAUUAGAGAGCUGUUUUGUUCUGAAGUUGAGAACCGCAGCCUGUGUCUCUGUGGCAUAGAAACAGUCCACUCCUCCCUCAUGUUGCUGUUCAACAUGCAUUACCCUGACUCUCAAGGAGAAAGAAUAAAGGAGCACGACUUUGCUGAGAUCCUGAAGAAAAGCAUCUGCCUGCAGCAGAGAUCUCACACAUGGUGUGGAAACUGU